Molecule: messenger RNA, 1878 nt
Organism: Oryza sativa Japonica Group (Japanese rice)
Lineage: Eukaryota; Viridiplantae; Streptophyta; Magnoliopsida; Poales; Poaceae
Product: wall-associated receptor kinase 3
Biological process (GO): protein phosphorylation; cell surface receptor signaling pathway
Cellular component (GO): plasma membrane
Molecular function (GO): ATP binding; calcium ion binding; polysaccharide binding
Source: RefSeq, a predicted model, not a curated record
CCAUGAUCAAAAUGCAUGUCUGAUCACAUUAUUCGCCUGUUGUACUCAUCUAGACAUCGAUGAAUGUGCGCGCCAUGAUAUUUACCCGUGUUAUGGGAAGUGCAUUAAUUUGCCUGGAGAUUAUAUUUGCUUAUGCAACAAUGGAACCUACGGGGAUGCGAAGAAAAAGGAGGGAUGCAUUCCGAUGAAGCAAGGUGAUAAUAAUUAAUGUAGCAUAUAUUUUCCAUUUGUUUGUAAACUUAAUUAGUAUAUAUAAGGUUACGUUUUUGUAAGGCUAGCUAUAGCACUAAAAACACUGUGUGUUGAUGACCCUUGCUGACAGUUUCUUUCUCAAUUGAAUUUAUCUUCGUCUAGCACGAGAUUUAGGUCUACGCAUCGGGCUUGGGGUUGGUGGUGGCACAAUUCUUUUGCUCCUCGCACUAAGUGCUCCCUUUAUAUCAAGCAAAAUGAAGCUGCGCAAGAUGAAAAGAAUGAAAGAGACUUUUUUCAGGCAAAACCAUGGCUUGCUAUUAGGACGAUUGGUAUCACAAAACGCAGAUAUUGGUCAAAGGAUGAUCAUGACUUUACAAGAGCUAGAGAAGGCCACAGACAAUUUUGAUAAAUCUCGUGAAAUUGGUGGUGGAGGACAUGGCGUCGUGUAUAAGGGAAUUUUAGACCUGCAAGUUGUUGCCAUUAAGAAAUCAAGGAUUGUCGUAAAAAGAGAAAUCGAUGACUUUAUAAAUGAAGUUGCAAUUCUUUCUCAAGUCAAUCAUAGAAACGUGGUGAAGCUUCUAGGAUGUUGUCUUGAGACAGAAGUUCCAUUGUUGGUUUAUGAGUUCAUUUCAAAUGGAUCUCUAGAUCACCAUCUUCAUGUUGAUGGACCAAUUUCGCUACCAUGGGAUGAUCGAAUAAGGAUUGCUCUUGAAGUUGCUAGAGCCUUGACUUAUCUACAUUCAGCUACUACAAUACCAAUAUUCCAUAGGGAUAUUAAGGCAUGCAACAUACUUCUCGAUGAAAAUUUAAUAUCAAAGGUAUCAGACUUUGGAGCUUCAAGGUAUAUUCCGAUUGAACAAACUGAAGUGACUACAGCAGUUCAGGGAACAAUUGGCCAUUUAGAUCCCAUGUACUACUAUACAGGUCAUCUAACAGAUAAAAGUGAUGUUUUUAGUUUUGGUGUUCUUCUUAUAGAAUUGCUCACUCGAAAAAGGCCCAUGUAUAGGACUGAUCACGGUGAAAGUCUUGUGUUAUAUUUUGCCUCGCUUCAUAGACAAGGUCAGGUGGUUGAAAUAAUAGAUCCACAAGUCAUGACGGAGGGAGAUGGAGACCAAAUCCAAGAAGUAGCAUCACUAGCUGCAACAUGCACUAAAUUGAAUGGACAAGACCGGCCUACUAUGAGAGAUGUGGAAAUGACACUUGAAAACUUGCGAGUCAAGAAGAAGCUUGCUUCACAUAGUGUAAAAUCAAGUAGAUGUAAUGCAUCUGAAAUUACAAAGCAUUACAUGUUAGUUACAGGCCAGGGAAGCAAGGAAAUGAGCAGACAAUACAGCAUGGAAGAGGAGAUGUUGUUGUCUGAAAGGUAUCCUCGUUGAUAUUGUGUUUUUGGCGUCACCGUUACCAACAAUCCUUUUGUCCAAUUAGGUGGUAUAUGUCGUCGUUUUCUACUUAUAUGUGUUGAGUUGUGAUCCAAAUUCAUUUGCACUUAAUAAAAGCCAGCUUCUGGCCCCUGAUGUUCCUGAAAAGUAAGGUUAAUAAAUGAGCAAAAGAACGUAUAUCAUCAAUUGCAUUUGCAGCUAAGUGAAUUGUCAUAGCCAUUUCCAUCAAAGAAAUAUUAGCCGAGCAUAAGAUAUGUUGCCUCAUGAAGGACUCUUGCAGCCAAUUGCUCUGGAGUAUCAUUGGCUA